GUGAGUGCAGGAAACAGACAAGAGAGCAGGUGAUUAAACAGCUGGCUUCUUUUUUUGUUGGGAUUAUUCAGAGUUUGCUCGCUCCGUUAAGAGGUUUUCUGAGAGAAGUUGACAUUUUGGCUAUGAGCAAGCUGUGGUUCAACUGCACCUUACCAGUGUUUGCAUUAUAUGUCGUUGCAGUAUGCCUAAAUCAUGCAGCACUUACACUGGCCAUACAGGUGACAUCCACUGGACCACAGACUAUCAAGAAAGCUCAGGGGGAGAGCGUUACUCUGGGAUGCACUUACACUGUUGACCCCGUGGAUGUGGGAGGGUUGGACAUUGAGUGGACAGUUGUCAGUCAAGACAUGACCCAGAAAGAUCAGCUGAUCUUAUCUUACACCGGGGGGAUGGAGCACAAGCUGGGAGAUGCAUCACUCAUGAGUCGUUUCCGGUUUGUUGGGGACCCCAGCAAUGGAGAUGCAACGGUCACCAUUUCUGACCUCCAGACCUUAGACACGGCCACGUACCAGUGUAAAGUGAAGAAAACACCAGGCAUCGAUUCGAGGAAAAUCACUUUAUUGGUGCUAGUACGACCUUCGGUCCCUAAAUGCAGGAUGGAAGGCAGCGAAGAGAAGGGUGGAAUGGUUUCGCUGCGCUGUAAAUCCUCUCAGGGUUCACCUCCUCUAAAGUAUGCAUGGACGAAAGAGAGUGGAAACAUUCCACCGACCGCAAUACAGAAUCUCCAAACUGGAGAGAUGCUAAUCAGAAACCACAGUGAGAGCUACACGGGGAAAUACCUUUGUGAAGUCAGCAAUGAAGUUGGCACCGAACAAUGCACCUACACCCUUCAAGCAUAUAACCCGACUAAUAAAGUGGGAGUGAUUGUGGGAGCUGUGAUUGGAGCAUUGUUGUUGUUGCUCCUCCUCCUCCUGCUGAUCUGGCUCCUGAUUUGCUGCUGCAACAAGCGGCGCUAUGAAAAAGAGGUUGCCAAUGAGAUAAGGGAGGAUGUGGCUGCGCCGGAGAGUCGCCCAGGAAGUCGUGUAACAAGCUUCCGUUCUAUAAUGAACUACCGUGCCCAUCAAGGCAUUAACUACAGCUCGGUUCAGAAUGCAAAUGUCUUGCGAUCUGGAUCAGGUCACAGCACCGAACGGAGUAGAGUCCAAAGGGAAGCCAGUAUGCUUGCUAGUGAUCUUAGGCCUCCGCUACGAUAUGACAGCAAAUAUGGAUACCCUGUAUAACUGACGACCUGCCAGUGGGACUCUGAACUAAAAGAUUAUACUCACUAAAAACUGUGCAAAACCAUUGCAAGAUUUGUGAACCUUAAACCUGCACAGAAGGUGAAUUUGCUAUGUGUAUAGUAGUGUUUAUGUAUUUUUGUAUGAUUUUAUUAUAAUAAUUAGCAUAUUUUGGACAUUUUGGUUCAAAUGAAUUAAUUUCAUUAGAUUAUGAUGGUAAUUUGAGGAGUUAUUAAACAAAAACUAUUUUUAAACUACCUUGUAAAUUUGAAAGUAAAAGAUUUAAAAAGUGUGAUCUAAGUGAUUGCUAUGUUACACAGUUAUAUACAGUAUAUGGGCACUUAAGCUAUGCUUAAAGUAUGCAUGCAUUAUAUGGCAAAAUAUCAAACUAAAUGACAUUUAUUUUCACAUGUGUGAACAGACUUUAUAAAUCCACUAAAAGUCAUCUUGACACCAGUUGAUUAAAAGUCAUUGCAAAAAUGGCUCAGAAAAAUGAGCCCACUUCUAAGUAAAGGUCUAGCAUAAUGUGUUUGCAGAAGCCAAUUGGUUUGAUAUUUUGUCAUCUAAUGCAAUGACAUUCUGACAUUUUCAAGUGUCUGAAUACUUUUGGUGAAAUGUGGUUAACAUUAAUGAAUGUUUUCAAAUUGUGUCUAAUAAACCUUUAACUUUACCUUAGAAGCUUAAAAAUGAAAAGUUACUCAGUAAAUUACUCAUUUAUACGUUUACACAUUUAAUAUCAGACUUUGGUUUCAAAUAGGCAAUUUUUUAUCAUUUAAAGUAAUAGUAAACAAACUGUGAUAGUAUGAUGUUCAAAACACAUAUGAUUUUCUUGCUUUCCUGAAACACAAAACCAAUGUUCAUUGAAACUAUUCCUUUUAAGUUAUAAAAAAUAAAC
This is a messenger RNA of Xyrauchen texanus (razorback sucker), 2112 nucleotides long. RefSeq names its product coxsackievirus and adenovirus receptor homolog. The record is from RefSeq and is a predicted model, not a curated record. The coding region runs from base 123 to 1220 and encodes 365 amino acids. The transcript is spliced from 8 exons. NCBI's taxonomy places the organism in Eukaryota, Metazoa, Chordata, Actinopteri, Cypriniformes, Catostomidae.